Eruca vesicaria subsp. sativa (arugula) is the source of this 342-nucleotide messenger RNA. The record is from the annotation of a GenBank genome assembly. Lineage: Eukaryota; Viridiplantae; Streptophyta; Magnoliopsida; Brassicales; Brassicaceae.
AUGUACCCGAGGACGAAGCCAUGUGGGGGUAGACGACCACGUCCCUCUACUUUUCGGCGUAAAAAGAAGAGGGGGCUGUCCAAUCUUUUGCCCGCCGGCCGAGAACUCCGAUUUAAGAGAUUUUUGAGGAAGAAAAAGUCGACACUUGCUACUACUUGCACCAUACCCUGUCUGCAUGGUCCUCCUUUGGUGAUGAAGGAAAUGUCAUCACUUACUAUUUCCACCAAUCCCUGUCUUGAUGCUCCUUUGAAAAUGUCAUCACCUCACGAUGUUACUACCACCACCACCACCAUGCCUCAGUCGCCAUCAAGCGUAGCUCAGCUCAGCUCCGAUCAAUUUUAG